AGAACUUCGAAGUCCUAUUAUAACCCAAGGGUUGCACACUGUAUUUCCACGUUUGCAUGGUGGCCUUGAUGUGGGCCUGGUACUUCCCCGCGGUCGAGACGGCACACGACUUGUACGAUGUGCAUAUUCCCAGCGUUCCAUCCGUCAAGUAUGAAGGGCUUGCCUUUCUCAACGAUGGGGCGCCCAUAACGACCCCACUGACGUUAACGCACGCAGCCAAUGCAGCCUCGCUGAACGAAUUCGCAAUGGAGUACCCGUUGAGCCCUGAAUUCAUCCGUGUGAUGACGUCCCAAGAGCUUCAGGACAGAAUUGUGUCGGCCACGGCAGCGUACUUUUCACUGCGCGAUCCAGUGUACGUCGCCGAGGUGGACAUGACCGUGAUGUUGUUUUAUCGAGACCAACAGGACUGCAUGAUGUGGUAUCUCGUGCUCGAUGGUCCAUUGGAAGGCCACGUAAUUGCGUCUCCAGUACACGUGGAGGAAGUCAAUGUCGACGAUGAAGGGCCGGCGGCAGUCGUGCAAUACUGGACCGACAACAUCGUGGUGUGCGCGCGUUCAUUUCCCGAAUUCUUGUACCGCACGUGGAUCGAAAACCAGAUUUGGUUCCAGCAGAAUGAACCUACAAAGUCGCCACCGCCGUUUGUCGUCCACGAGUGUGCGUGGUACGAAGCUCAAAACCGUGCUUUGCAUGAUCGACGUACCAGUACCGGGUAACGUUAGUAGUUAACCCCCAAGGAUGUUCACUUUUCACUUGUCGUUCGAAGAACGCUGUCAAUCCAGUUUGCAUGUUGUCA
Aphanomyces astaci is the source of this 793-nucleotide messenger RNA. RefSeq lists its product as hypothetical. Lineage: Eukaryota; Oomycota; Saprolegniomycetes; Saprolegniales; Verrucalvaceae. The record is from RefSeq and is a predicted model, not a curated record. The transcript has a single exon. Bases 57 to 713 code for a protein of 218 amino acids.